This is a messenger RNA of Linderina pennispora, 856 nucleotides long. RefSeq lists its product as uncharacterized. The transcript has a single exon. The coding region runs from base 121 to 663 and encodes 180 amino acids. NCBI's taxonomy places the organism in Eukaryota, Fungi, Kickxellomycota, Kickxellomycetes, Kickxellales, Kickxellaceae. The record is from RefSeq and is a predicted model, not a curated record.
UGGCCGGCCCAACACCUUCUGCGAAUUACAUCCGUAUUCACCUGCCUCGUUUUCCUGCCCUCCUCCUCUAGGUGUUACUCUAAUUUGUCUAUUUUACACACCGUUUUUCUAAUUCACAGCAUGGACACCGAAGAGCCUCAGCAGCAUGAGAAACAACGGCCAUUAACACCAGACAGCCCGCUGCCCCAGCUACCCUCAGCACACGUAAGCUCACGCACUAGCCCGCACCACAGACAUCAUCGUCGUCGCUCAGAGAGCAACGAGCAGCGGGGGAGCACCGUAGGGACGGCAGUAAGUCCAGGGACGGGACUGCGAACCGGGACUAUGGUCAUAAAUCGAGGCACAGAGGAGCGGGUCGGGACGGCACGGCACACAGUAGUCUUACGAGCUGGCUCAAAGACAGUUUCAAACAGGGACCAGACGGUAGUGAAGAUAAGAGCACGCAUCCCAGGAAACACCGCUCAGAGUCUUCCUCGUCCCGACAACGGCCUCGCAGGGCAUCAGUGGCAAAGACGCCGUCGGGCUUUAGUGCGCUUGGACGAUUGUUCCAUCGCUCGCCGUCGCCUCGGCCACUGGCGAGUUCAGAAAGAAGGAAAAGGCGCGAGCGCCACGAGCAGCCAGGGGUGGCGAGGAAGCGGCCGGCUACACCUCCUGUGCCAGUAGAAGUGGCAGAGCAUGAAGACAGCGGCGUCAGCGAUGCUGAGAAGAUGCAGACAGCAAAACAGCCAGCAACUGUAGCAGAGGGCACCGCUGGACCCCAGCAGCGACUGUCUGGAAGUAGCUAGAGACGAAGCUCUGCAGGGUGACGGUUCUGAGGCAGAGAGUCUGGCGCAAAUCCCAUCAGCGGAAUCGCUGG